Lodderomyces pseudojiufengensis is the source of this 921-nucleotide messenger RNA. RefSeq lists its product as uncharacterized. Bases 1 to 921 code for a protein of 306 amino acids. The transcript has a single exon. The record is from RefSeq and is a predicted model, not a curated record. Lineage: Eukaryota; Fungi; Ascomycota; Pichiomycetes; Serinales; Debaryomycetaceae.
AUGGGUUCAUCAGCUUCAAAGCAAGGUAGUAGGAAGCUAGCCAAGACGGUCUCCGAUGCAGCCACGAAUCAUAUCAAACGAAGUGAUGUCAAUCCUUUGUCGAAUUCGAAACAUCUACAACAAUCGCAACAACAACCUCAAGUAAAUCAAGAUGAAAAUCAAGACUCUCAUCACGUCAUUCCUACUUCAAAUAGUUCAAUACCGUUGAAUAAUACUUCUCCAGAUGAAAGUUUGAAUCAGAAUGAAACUGCAUUUAGAGCAAACACUUCCACGUCGUUUGAUCCACGAUUUUUACAUAAGAAGAUUAAGAAUCAAAAAACCAAUAUCCAACAACAACUGCAACUCCGAUCUCAAUCUCAAAUCGAACCCGAAGGAAAAGAUGGUCGUGAUCCACAUGAAGUAGGAACUUCAACAUACGAUCAAUCUUUUCUCAGUUCAAUAAAUAAAUUAGGGAAACAAAUUAAAACAGUUGAAUUUAAUCCUACAUCAAAUGAUAAGAAUGCAUUAGUAUUAAAACAACUACGAUCUAGAAAAAAACUAUAUGAAUUAGGAGAAGAAGAAAAUAGAAAACAAAUGGAACAAACUCCCGAAUCACAACAAUUACAAAAGACAAUGGUAAAUCCACAAACUUUGACAUCUAUACUAAAGGAUUUGAAAGAUCCAAGAGUGGAUAAUAAAACAAUUUUAAAAGAUUAUCAAUUAGAACCUGAUUUUUUAAUUGGGUUAGAAUAUUUUCAAGUACCCACUAAUAUAGUUGAAUUUGAAGAAGAAUCUAAAGAGGAUGAAGUGGGACAUAAAUCAAAGUCUAACACAUUUAAAUCAAGAAAAAUAGAUGAUGAAACGCCAGAUGAGAAUGAAAAUGAAGGUAUUGAUAGUAGUACUUACAAGAAGUUGCAAAAGAGAAUAAGUCUAGAUGAUUAA